CAGCGUCCUUUCACUUCUGCGUCAGACGCAUAAAGCACGAGGCGUUGACCGAGGGAGGCACGGUGUCGGCCUGCUCAGCAUCAUGACAUAUCCCUCUUCAACCCUUCCUUCCCCAGACCUGGUGCCCACCAUGGCACGUCCAUGCUUGAGCCCCAAACAGGUCGACGACGUGCUUGCGGCAUUUUUCGUUUUGGUGGGCGUGGAUCCCGACAAUUUGCCGUCGUUGACCACACCUGCACACUGCUCGUCCCCCCCCUCCAAACCACCUCGGCACAUGACGUCUCCCACGGGGCCCCGCACAAAUAUCAGCCAUCGAGGCCAUGUCAAACAUCAGCGACAACUGUUGUCCUCGAAGAAACGCUUGUCGGCAGGACAUAUCGUGCCUGCAGGGGAGAUGAAAAGCAAGAAGGGAAGCAAAGAACCAAGCAUGACUAAGCACAAGAAGCAUCGCGACCGCCUCGUGCAAUCAGCGCCUUUUCUCGGUGCCGGGACCUCUCUGUGGGGGCAGCAACAACAACAACGACGGAUGCAGCAGCUCGGAGCUCUCUCGGUUCGCCGUUGCCUGUUCGCGACGGACGACGACAAGGAAAACGCGUCGUCUAAGUAG
This is a messenger RNA of Nannochloropsis gaditana CCMP526, 607 nucleotides long. RefSeq lists its product as uncharacterized. The coding region runs from base 83 to 607 and encodes 174 amino acids. The record is from RefSeq and is a predicted model, not a curated record. The transcript is spliced from 2 exons.